Messenger RNA from Dioscorea cayenensis subsp. rotundata (Guinea yam), 2258 nucleotides. Its product is annotated as 2-isopropylmalate synthase A-like. The record is from RefSeq and is a predicted model, not a curated record. NCBI's taxonomy places the organism in Eukaryota, Viridiplantae, Streptophyta, Magnoliopsida, Dioscoreales, Dioscoreaceae. Gene Ontology annotation, cellular component: chloroplast. Bases 1 to 1926 code for a protein of 641 amino acids. Gene Ontology annotation, biological process: L-leucine biosynthetic process. Gene Ontology annotation, molecular function: 2-isopropylmalate synthase activity. The transcript is spliced from 13 exons.
AUGGAUAAGGCGCUGGUCUACGGAACCAGAGAUUCUGGUCUUCACUCCUUCAUCGCAUUAACACUUGCUGUUCAAGAUAAGGUCCAGCCUCGUCUACCUUUCGCCCCGCCAUGGUCUCCUCCAUCUUCUUCUCCCCAAACCCUAGCUCUAUUUCCUUCCGUUCCUCCCUCCUUUCCUCCUCCUCCUUCUCCCCUAAACUCUCCUUCGCCUCCCUUCCCCUCCAAUCGCCUCACUCGAUCCUUUCUCUCCCACUGCUCCCUCGUCUCUCGCCCGCCCUACAUUCCAAACCGCAUCGAUGAUCCCUCCUACGUUCGCAUUUUCGACACCACUCUCCGCGACGGCGAGCAGUCCCCCGGCGCCACCAUGACCUCAAAACAAAAGCUCGCCAUCGCCUGCCAGCUCGCUCACCUAGGCGUCGACAUCAUUGAAGCCGGCUUCCCCGCCUCUUCCCCUGACGACCUCGAUGCCGUCCGCUCUAUCGCGAUUGAGGUUGGGAACAACCCCGACGAGAACGGCUACGCCCCUGUUAUCUGUGGGCUUGCUAGGUGUAAUAAGGCGGACAUUGAUGCAGCUUGGGAGGCUGUGCGGCAUGCGAUGAGGCCUCGCGUCCAUACGUUCAUCGCUACUAGUGAGAUCCACAUGAAGUAUAAACUUAGAAAGUCGAGAGCGGAGGUGGUGAGGAUUGCUAGCGAAAUGGUGGCUUAUGCCCGGAGUCUGGGGUGCGAGGAUGUUGAAUUCAGCCCCGAGGACGCGGGAAGGUCCGACAGGGAGUUUCUUUAUCAUGUUCUGGCGGAAGUUAUUAAAGCUGGGGCCACCACUGUCAACAUUCCUGACACUGUUGGUUACACCCUUCCCUCUGAAUUUGGACGAUUAAUUGCUGAUAUAAAUGCCAAUACUCGUGGAAUAGAGAAUGUGAUCAUUUCAACACACUGUCAGAAUGAUCUUGGACUUGCAACUGCUAAUACAUUAGCUGGUGCUUAUUCUGGGGCACGACAACUUGAGGUGACAGUCAAUGGUAUUGGUGAAAGAGCUGGAAAUGCUUCUUUGGAAGAGGUUGUUAUGGCUAUAAAGUGUCGUAAGGAACUUAUGGGAGGCCUUCAUACUGGGAUCAACAUUAAACAUAUUGUUAUGGCUAGUAAGAUGGUUGCAGAAUACAGUGGCUUGCAUGUCCAACCACAUAAGGCAAUUGUAGGUGCUAAUGCUUUUGCCCAUGAAAGUGGUAUACACCAGGAUGGCAUGCUUAAAAAUAAAAGCACAUAUGAAAUUAUAUCUCCUGAGGAUAUUGGAUUGACUCGAUCUAAUGAAUCUGGGAUUGUGCUAGGAAAGCUUAGUGGGCGCCAUGCUCUCAGAUCUAGACUUUUGGAGUUUGGGUAUGACAUAAAUGGGAAAGAACUUGAUGAUAUCUUCAAGCGUUUCAAAGAAGUUGCAGAGAAAAAAAAGCAUGUAACUGAUGCUGACAUUGAAGCACUUAUUUCUGAUGAGAUAUUCCAGACCCAGGUGAUAUGGUUGCUUGGUGAUCUGCAGGUUACUGGCGGCACACUUGGCCUUUCUACAGCAACAGUUAAACUUAUUGCUUCAGAUGGGGAGGAGAAGAUUGCAUGCUCUAUUGGAACAGGUCCUGUUGAUGCAGCAUAUAAAGCUGUUGAUAUCAUAAUCGGGGUUCCUGUGAUUCUGCUAGAGUAUUCCAUGAACUCAGUGACAGAAGGCAUUGAUGCCAUUGCCUCCACAAGAGUUGUUAUCCGUGGAGAUACCACCCAUUCAUCUACACAUGCCUUGACGGGAGAAACAGUCUUCCGUACUUUCAGUGGAUCUGGAGCAGGGAUGGAUAUUGUUGUCUCCAGUGUUCGGGCUUAUGUUAGUGCUCUAAACAAAAUGUUAGCUUUCAAAGACUUAUCAGCAUCCAAGGCUGCUCGCAAAGUAUCAUAAAUUCAGUAAGCUUCUUUUUACUUCAAAAAUGGGGAAGGAGAAACUCUAUCAACUUAUUGCACUUCUAAGCAAUGACACGUGGAACCGAUGCUUAUUUAGUGGUGGAAUCUUCCGCUCUGCUCUACUGUAAUUAGAUUUGUGUGCAUUUCUUGUGUAGAUUUGGAAUUUGUGAGUAGGAUAUGUGCGCAUUUCUUGUAUAGCCCUGGAAAGUUGAUCUGUGAUUAGAUUCGUGUGCAAAUCUUGUGUAGUGUUGGAAAGUUGAUCUGUGUGGGCAAUAUAUGUAGUCAUGUAGAUACACGUUCAGGUUAAUAAAAUAUGUUCCCACAGUCUCA